AUGAAGAAGGCUUGUAAGCAAAGUGGGAGAGUUGGGGACGGAGGGAAAGAAGGGUAUGUUCGCUGGGAUGCCGAGCGGCCCCGCGCCACUUGGGCCUGUCACCCUUCUCCAGGCAACUUGUGCUCUGCCAGCUCCGCGGCGCUGCCUGCUCAGCCAGACCUCGGCGAAGUGGGGCCAGAAACUCCGCCGGCUUGGAGGGGGCCCCGAAGCCAGGACCUGGCAGUUCCCCCGGAUCAAAGUCUUCUGCUGACAGAUUUAAUUGAAAAUAUUUACAUAUCCUCUACAAGUGGGAGAGAACUUAAAAUUUAUAUGCCCAGUGAAGUAUCUGACCAUAGGCCACAACUUGAUAACAUCACAGUUUCUAAGAAACGUAACUGGCUACAUCAGAGUCCGUUAAAGACCUCUAAUCUGGAAGAAGAAAAUGUCUCUAAGAAAAUGCAAGGAAAUUCUACCCAUAUAUCCAAUCCUUUGCCUGAACCUAAACUGCCACAGGGCCCUCCCAAAUCACCUGUAGGACAUGAAUAUCCUUCAAGAACCUAUAAUUCUGUGACUGCUGUUCACCAUUCUACAAGCCCUUCAGUUUUGAGAAACUGUAUUUUAGACUUCAGUGAGGAUAAUGAUGCAGAUGAUGAAGGAGAAAUAUGGUAUAACCCUAUUCCUGAAGACGAAGAGCCUGACUUCCCCAGAGUCCAUUGUUUGACUAGGAAAAAUUCUGUUAAUUUGGACUCCCACGCCACAAGUUUCAGGAUGUUGCCUGGGAGUGACUUGAUUAAAAUAAUGGGGAACAAUAAAGGCUUUCCAUGCUCAGAAUCUGCAGGAGACAAUCAAAUGGCUCAGUCCAGUGAAAUUAAUCAAGCAGAUUCCAUACAUUCCAUGGAACACGUACAGCUGCACAAGCAAAGUUUUGUGUGCAAGACUCAGAGUGCAACAGCAAUAGAGGAAAACGCUGCAUUUAAAUAUUAUUCAGCAGGAUCUGGAAUUGUACCUGCAAACAAGCCUGAGACAGGAGUGACAGAAAUUUCUCCUCCAAGUCCUAAUCCUUUGAAAAAAGGAGGCGCGAUUAAUUGGCCUUUCCCUGAUAAAAUAAAAUCUCCUAGAACUGUGAGAAAACUUUCAAUGAAAAUGAAGAAACUGCCAGAACUUAGUAGGAAGCUAAGCAUCAAAGGAACCUCAAAUUCUAAUAUUUCAGAUAAUCCUUCCAUGCUGAAAGGUGACUGUCAGGAUACAAGCCAUGUCACAUCUUUGCCAUCUUCUGGAAAUGUUGCAGCAGCUGCUAGCAGGAAUCUUAUAAGUCGUUACCAUCUUGACAGUAGUGUGUCAUCACAAAACGGCUACAAAAAGAAAAGCAGCGGGAGUUCCAAAUCUACCAGUAAAGGUGGUUACCUCAGUGAUGGAGACUCUCCUGAAUUAAUAACAAAAUCGGGUAAACAUGGUUCUGGAAGCAGGUUUGGGAAAGGAAAAGAGACCCUUCCAAAUAACAACAAUAAAACUGAAAUAGACAUUGAUGCUUUUAGACAUUACAGCUUUUCUGAUCAACCCAAGUGUUCCCAAUAUAUAUCUGGACUCAUGAGUGUUCACUUUUAUGGUGCUGAAGAUUUAAAGCCACCACGGAUGGACUCAAAAGAUGUUUUUUGUGCAAUUCAGGUAGAUUCAGUAAACAAAGCAAGAACAGCCUUGCUUACAUGCAGGACAACUUUUUUAGAUAUGGACCACACUUUCAACAUAGAAAUUGAAAAUGCCCAGCACUUAAAACUAGUGGUCUUCAGCUGGGAGCCUACCCCACGGAAAAAUCGUGUUUGCUGUCAUGGAACAGUGGUUCUCCCCACUCUUUUUCGAGUGACAAAAACACAUCAGAUGGCUGUCAAAUUGGAGCCCAGAGGGCUUAUUUAUGUUAAACUAACUCUCAUAGAACAGUGGGAGAAUUCUCUUGAUGGUCUAGUUACAGAUCGAGAGCCAGUGAUAUUUGGAAUAGAUGCUCAAAAAGUUGUUGAGAAGGAAAAUGUGGGCUUGAUGGUACCACUUCUGAUGCAGAAGUGUAUUACGGAGAUUGAAAAGAGAGGCUGCCAGGUUGUAGGCCUGUACCGAUUAUGUGGCUCAGCAGCAGUCAAGAAAGAGCUUCGAGAGGCAUUUGAGAGGGAUAGCAAGGCUGUUGCUCUCUGUGAAAACCAAUACCCAGAUAUUAAUGUGAUAACAGGUGUCCUCAAGGAUUAUUUAAGAGAGCUGCCCUGUCCCCUCAUAACUAAGCAGCUCUAUGAAGCAGUGCUAGAUGCCAUGGUGAAAAAUCCAUUGAAAAUGACAGCAAGCGGUUGUGAAAAUGACCCAGGUGACUCUGAACAUACACUGGCUCUUCUGGAUUGUCUGCCAGAUGUUGAAAAGGCAACCCUAAAGAUGUUGCUGGAUCACCUGAAACUGGUGGCUUCUUACCAUGAAGUAAAUAAGAUGACAUGCCAGAAUUUAGCUGUGUGUUUUGGGCCUGUCUUACUGAGCCAGAGGCAGGAGACCUCCAACCACAAUAACAGAGUCUUCACAGAUUCAGAAGAGCUUGCUACUGCUCUGGACUUCAAAAAACACAUAGAAGUUCUUCAUUAUUUGCUCCAGCUAUGGCCAGUGCAAUGUUCAACUUCCAAAGAAUCAGCAAACCUGUUUCCAGGGAACCAGUCAUCUUUGAAUUAUCUGAGACCCAAGAAGCAGCGGCCUCAGAUGUUGAAUUUGAGCAGUACUGAACUGUCGGGGGUACUUAGGCCCAGACCAGCCAGACUAGACAGUCCCUCAAGUAAUCGCUAUGCAGGAGACUGGAGCAGUUGUGGGGAAAACUAUUUUUUAAACCCAAAGGAGACCCUAAAUGAAGCAGACUAUGAUGAUGUUCCUUCAGAAGACACAGAAAGUGGAGAAGAUUGCAGCAAAGUAGAUGGACCAGAUAGACUUAUUGAACAUGCAAAAUCCAAAGAGCAUACACUUCAGACCUAUUUGACAAUGCAAACAAUAGAUUCAGCAGUGGACCACAGAGGAAAUCUCAAAGACCUACAAGAAAGUAUUGAUACUCUGAUAGGAAACUUGGAGCGAGAACUCAACAAAAACAAACUAAAUAUCACUUAUUAAUUUCCUUGCCUGAUGCCUGCAGUUGGUGUCUCCCUGUUACUUCACCUGCCUUCUCCAAAAAAAAGUCACUCUGGCUUUUUUUAAUGUAUUGUGGAAUAAUCUGUGGCCUCCCUUGAAUAAAGAAGUCCAAUGUAGCCAUUCCUUUAUUGUGGAUUGUUUUCCUUCCCAUUAGACAAAUACAUUGGCCUCACUCUCAGCAUCUUACAUGGCCUUUAAAACCAUGUGAAAUGAUCUGAAGAAGCAGUGAUUCUCUCACCCACUCGCCACCUCAAGGUACGAUGCACUUACAAAGCUUGGACAUUGUGUGCCAGGAGCUAAGGUGCAAUCUUUGCUCUCUUCCUUCCUAAAACUUUAUACCUGGUACGGAUGUUUCUCUUAGUAGAGGAUCUCGGCCUGUGAUUAGCAGCAUGAACUUUAGGUUGAUCUCAUUCUACCAUGUGUGUCACCUUUUCAUUUUCAACUCAAAGGCUGCUAUGAAAAAAAAAUGCUUUUUAUACGCAUAUAAAAGUUUAAUUGUACAGAAUAUUAUUGCAUUCUUGUAUUAACAUCUUUCAAUAAUUAUUUAAACCUACAAAAAUUAAAUAUUUUUCUAACCUUGUUUGCAUAUAUCUGAAGACAUGAUUGAGGAUAUGUGUGUGUGGAUAGUUAUAUUGCAAGGUGGGAAAUUUGAAUUAGAAGAGGACACCAUUUCUAAAGGGAUCCAUAUUGUGAUGCCAAAAUAAAGAUUUGCUUGAGCAAUGUAGCACUUGAUUUUAUGCACAGAUAUGUGUGCUGCGAGGACAUAGUGAAUGAUUUAUAUAAAUGACCUUAUGUGUCAAAUGUUAUGCCUCAGUUCACAGCUGUUGACUAUUAACUUGCAUUAAGAAACCAUCCAGUUUAGUUUUAAGAAGUAUUCCAGCAUUUCUUAAAUGUUUCCACUGAAUCUGUCUAUUCCCUUUAAAGGUGCCCUUCAAGCAAAGAGGGAGGAUGGAAAGAAUUGUGCUAUUUUUUUUAAUCCUUUCUGACUUACAAAGACUAUCUGGAAGGCUUUUUGGGUUUUAAUUCUUUUGUUGGGGGGUGCUUUUUCUUUACCUUAGAAAUAGCAGACUAUUAAAUCUUUACCUUUUGGAGGUCAUAUAGCAUGACUCAUGCUCAUUGGGAACUUUCUCAGCCCUUAUUUAAAGGGUCAGAGAUUAUAAAUAUCUAUGUAAGGCAGUUCCUUCCCUUGCCUUUAAGGGUAUGUCUAGACUACAUGGCUCCAUCGACGGAGCCAUGUAGAUGAGUUUACUAAAGAUAGGAAA
This is a messenger RNA of Pelodiscus sinensis (Chinese soft-shelled turtle), 4379 nucleotides long. The record is from RefSeq and is a predicted model, not a curated record. Lineage: Eukaryota; Metazoa; Chordata; Testudines; Trionychidae.